Molecule: messenger RNA, 1684 nt
Organism: Haliotis rubra (blacklip abalone)
Lineage: Eukaryota; Metazoa; Mollusca; Gastropoda; Lepetellida; Haliotidae
Product: BTB/POZ domain-containing protein 6-like
Exons: 2
Coding region: 333-1310 (325 amino acids)
Biological process (GO): neurogenesis
Cellular component (GO): cytosol
Source: RefSeq, a predicted model, not a curated record
GAAUAUGUCGAACGAGAGAAAGAAGUCGUUGUUGGUGGACAACUGGCAGUCGGGCAAGACUAUCACAGAGUGCAAUCUACGCAUGCUCAACACUGGCGAUUUCAGUGACGUCACCUUCCUCGUGGGGUCAGAGAGACAGGUGGUAGGAGCUCACCGCUACGUUCUUGUCAGUCGAUGCUGUGUUUUUCAUGCGAUGUUCUGUGGCUCCCGAGCAGAGAAGGGGGAGAUAACCAUCCCUGAUAUCGCGCCAAAUAUUUUCCAGAGAGUUCCUGAGAUAUCUAUACACAGACGUGGCUCAUAUCACCAGUAAGAAUGUCAUUGGAUUACUGUACAUGUCUCGAAAAUAUUACUCGGAUGAAUUGUUCAGCCUGUGUCAGACAUUCCUGGAGACGUCCCUGUCAGAAGACACUGCCUGUGAUAUCCUGGAGCAGUGUCAUGUAUAUGGAGAACUGGACCAGGAACAGAAGGCACUGAAGCUCCUGACAGAAGGAGGGAAGAGAGUCACCAAGUCUCCAGGAUUUGUGGAUCUUUGCUCUCAGUGCCUGGGGAAUUUCCUAAAGUCAGAGACGCUCAAGUUACAGGAAGGAGACAUAUUCGAGGCAGUUCUGUCAUGGACAAAAGCAAGAUGCAAGAAAGAAGGAGUAGUUGACUCUCCUGAGAACAGGCGGAAACUCCUGGGAGAUAUGAGGUAUGAGAUCCGGUUUACCAAUAUGCCCCUGGAGUAUCUUGUGAACGUUGUAGGUCCUUCUGGGAUCCUAACAGACACUGAGAGAAUUCGUAUGGUUGAAAAAACUGUUACUUCAAACACUGACAUUUUUCCUUUCAAAGAAGAGCAGAGGAAGACAGUUGAGGAGAGUAACAGCUGCAGAUACGUGCACAGACUGGACCAGUACGAUGACUACAUCCAGAUCCCUCCUGGAACACAUGCUAUCUCCUUCACUGUUAGUAAGAACAUAGAUCUGCUUGGGUGUCAGCUGUAUGGCCCGUAUAAUGAUAAGAUCUACACUCUCAGCGUCAGGCUGUAUGACCAGAAGAACAAGGUGGUAGCAGAGCCAUUACAGAAGGCGAAGCGGAAGCUUCAAGGUCGUGGGCAGAUUACUGACAUUCUGUUUCCAGCAUCUGUGCCGCUGUUGCCAGGGUCUGUCUACACCCUCUGCUUGGACAUGAAUGGGGCUUACAGUUUCUGGGGCUCCGGGGGAAAGUUGUCAGUUACAGUUGAUAAAGUGACCUUCACCUUCUCAGAUUCUGAAAAGAGCACAGCGGGAACCUCAAAAAAUGGCGGCCAACUUCCUGCUCUAAUUUUCAAGUAAACUGAAUGAAUCAAGGGACAUAUUCCUAAAUUCAGUUUGAAUGUUGGGGUGACACUGUUAGCGUUUAAGGAAAAGAUGAAGAUGAUGAAAAGAACUUACGUCAUAUAUACAGCCAACUUCCGGUUGUCUCGAAGCUUGGCCACUGCGUAUUCAUAAUUUAGUCGCAAUUUGUGGCUGUGUCGAACCUUUGAAAAUUCGAAAUAUUUACCUGAAGACAAAUAUCCCAUUCCAAUCGUCUUAUCAAGAGUUGCAUAGAUGUAGGUCAAGUCGUUUUUAAACUAGACUAUACAUUCGGAUAUCACGUCCUCCAUUUUAUACCUGUUAUUAUGGUACCAAGUAAACAGAAACUUACUUAAUUACACUAUCGAUGUCUU